This is a messenger RNA of Sander lucioperca (pikeperch), 2387 nucleotides long. RefSeq names its product protein phosphatase 1, regulatory subunit 3B (gene ppp1r3b). Gene Ontology annotation, molecular function: glycogen binding; protein phosphatase 1 binding. The coding region runs from base 251 to 1111 and encodes 286 amino acids. NCBI's taxonomy places the organism in Eukaryota, Metazoa, Chordata, Actinopteri, Perciformes, Percidae. Gene Ontology annotation, biological process: regulation of glycogen biosynthetic process. The transcript is spliced from 3 exons. The record is from RefSeq and is a predicted model, not a curated record. Gene Ontology annotation, cellular component: protein phosphatase type 1 complex.
GGCUUCUGAAAACGCCAGUCAAGACAUAUGAGUGCAGCAGGUUUGGUCACAAUGGGAGGACCGAGGAGAGGAGCUCGCGACCAGCACGGUGAUUAACUCCCCCCCCCCAAAAAAAAAGAUGAUUUAUCGCAACAGUAGAGCUGCUAAGUCACGGUAACGGAGAACCAGGAGCUGCUGCUGCAAGAUAACCAACCUCCAGGUAGCUGUCCUUAACUUACUACCUCUUCCAGUGUUUCCUUCCGAGUCCGCGAUGCCGAUCGACAUGGCGUUACCUCGGUACCUGUCCAAAGAGGAGUUCAUCUACCAGACGUCUACUAAAACAUGCCAACCGUCUCUCAACUCCUGCCUGAGUUUCGAACCUUCGCCCGUUAUGGACCAGACGGAGCCUGAGGACGCGCCGUCCUCCAGGGAAGACUCCAGGAAGACCAAGAACAGCCCUGCCAAGAAGCAGGUGACGUUCGCCGACCACCGCGGCCUGUCUCUGACCAGAGUCAAGCUCUUCUCUCAGUUCGACGAUCCCAUCGACAUUCCUCUGAACGUCCAGUCGAUGCUCUGCUCCGCUGUGUCCCUGGCAGCCCAACAGGACAACAAACUGGCGCUGGACUUCGCUCAGCCGUCCUCCGACUACCUGCUCUUCCGCCAGCGCCUGGAGGCGGACUACGUGUGCCUGGAGCAGUGCGUGCUGAGGGAGAAGGUGCUGGCGGGGACCGUCAAAGUCCGAAACAUUUCCUUCGAGAAGAGCGUGAAGCUGCGCUUGACGUCCGACGGCUGGCAGAGCCACGCCGACGUGGACUGCGAGUACAUGAAGGACGCAUAUCCCAGCAUGCACAGCGACACCUUUUCCUUCAGCGUAGCUGUGCCCGAGCGGCUGGCACCGUGGCAGCGCAUGGAGUUCGCCGUCUGUUACACGGUGGCGGGGCGGGAGUACUGGGACAGCAACCAGGGGGGCAACUACUGCAUCGUCUGGGCCUCGGCCAAGACCAGCCGGCGCCCAGACGCCGCGGACUUUGGAAUUCAUUUGGAGCGGUACGGCAGCCCCACCUGCUCACACGGGCUCUUCCCUGAUUGGCCGAGUUACGCGGGAUACGAGAACACCGGCCCCUACUACUGAACAUGGAGCAGGGUGUGCAGCUCGAUGGUGUUUUAAGCCCCCAACGUCGCCUUCCAGGCAGCUAACCUUAACCCUAAACAUAACCAUUGCCGCGCUGCCUGGAAGGCGACGUUGGGGGCUUAAAACACCAAACACAGGGUGUACGCUGGCACGUUAAGUCUCAAAACAGCGUUCGCCGUGUUGCUACGGUUUCCGGGUUGAGGGGCAUGUUUCCUCUGAACAUUGUGAAAACGGUGUCUGUAAACUGGAUUUGCACACACAGCAGGUUGUCCAACGCACCUGCGUGUCAGUUCAAACAAACGUUUCGUCAGGGCUGAACGCGCCCCAAAUGUUGUCCGGACAGAUCACGCACCUGCAGACUCGACAACUUUUAGUAAAGCUGCUCUGGAUGCAAAAAGAUCUGGACGAAAGCUGCACGAAUCACGGAGAUCUGGACGUUGUUUGAUCACGCAAAUGAUUUCCUAGACAGCUGAAUGUUCAACUGCAACCAACCACUACCUACAUUGUCGAUUACAGCUGCAAAGAUGAAUGGAUUAGUUGUAUCAAUUCUUAAAUUAAUCUCCAAGUGCUCUGAUAAUCCAUUAAUCAGUUUGAGUCAUUGUUUAUGUGAUGUCAGCUUGUUAAAUGUGAAUAUGUUGUAGUUUCUUCUCUCUUCUGGGACAGACAUUUGAGGACGUCAUCUCUGGCUUUUUGGGAAAUACUGAUCCACAUGUUUCCAGACCCAAUAAGUAAUCCAUCCAUCCAGAACAUAAUCCACUUAUUAAUCAAUCUGUGUUUCCCAAAGACCAGGAUGGCGUCCUUGUUGUUGCAGAUGAAGUUUUACUCGCACGGCACAGACACACACACACACACACACACACACACACACACACACACACACACGCAGACACACACGCAGACACACACCCACCGUUACAACAGAUUCUGCAGCAAGUGAAGUAGUUUUAACACAUUUUCAGCAUGGAGAAAUCAGUCGGCGUGAAACUAAAAUGGAUGAAAUGUUCCUAAAUGUUCCUAAAUCUUUUUACUUGCGAACGUGUUGGUUGUGUUUGCAUGGCCUCAGAGAUGUGUUCAUGUUGGUCAGUGAAACCGUUUGUAAUUUAACAUUCUGCAUUUAUUUUUAAAGUUGUGUUUGUGUCAGUUUUUAGGAAUUCUGGGCAAUAAAGUCACACGUUUUAGCCUCUUGUUGCACGUUUUUAAAUGUUUAAAUAUGAUGUGUGAAACCUUUAAUCUGCAGGGAUAAAAAAAGAACAAUAAAACUUAAUAUUUUUUGAAU